Messenger RNA from Chrysemys picta bellii (western painted turtle), 1502 nucleotides. NCBI's taxonomy places the organism in Eukaryota, Metazoa, Chordata, Testudines, Emydidae. The record is from RefSeq and is a predicted model, not a curated record.
AUGAGACCUUUCUCUGCGUCCAAGAGCUCAGUAGGGAGCUCCUCCCUUCUUGGUUACAUCAUAAUCUUCAUUUCUCUUCUUGUUCACAAGUUGGACUCAGCACACUUCUCAGUGAUUGGACCCAAUCACGCUAUCACCGCUUCUGUAGGUGAUGAAGUCACAUUAGCCUGUCACCUGUCACCCAGCAUGAGUGCUGAGAACAUGGAGGUACGAUGGUACCGGGCUCAGUUUUCUUCAGUUGUGCACCUGUACCGUGAAGGGAAGGAUCAGUAUACGGAGCAGAUGUCAGAAUAUCGGCAAAGGACAGAGUUUCUGAAAGACGGCCUGGCUGAUGGAAGAGUUGCCUUGAGGAUAGGCAAUAUCAGACUCUCUGAUUCAGGGCUGUACAUGUGUUUCUUUCGAUCAGAGUUCUCAUAUCAGGAAGCUGCAUUGGAACUACAGGUAUCAGUUUCAGGUACUAAUCCCCUGAUCUCUAUUGAGGGUUACCAGGACGGAGGUAUCCGAAUGGUGUGUCGAUCGGGUGGAUGGUAUCCAGAGCCUCAGUCACUGUGGAAGGACCUCAAAGGACAGCCUCUUCCAUCAUUGCCUGCAAAAUACUUCCGUGAUGAAAAUGGCCUGUUUCAGACUGAAUCUGUACUUAUUGUAACAGAAAAUUCCAACCAGAAUCUGACCUGCACAAUCAGAAACAACAUCUUGAACGAAAAAGAGGUAUCAAGCGUUUAUAUAGCAGAUUCUCUGCACUCUAAAUUGAAAGACUUUGAAGGUAAGUUUAUGGGUUGUAUGGAGCAAGAAUAUCACCAAAAAUAUGACAAUAUGAAUCUCAUAUUUCAUUCUCUUCUUCCUCUAGAAAAACUACGAUUUCAAGUGGAGAAAGAGAAAGAAAAAUAUCUUUCAGGAUUUGUGCUCAGAAAAGCCCGAAGAUUUGCAGUGAAUGUGACUCUGGAUCGAGAAACGGCACAUCCUGAACUCUGGGUCUCAGAGGACCUCAAAAGUGUGAAAUGUGCAGACAUAACGGAGGAACAACCUGAAGAUCUGGACACUGUUGAUUCUUAUCGCUGUGUCCUGGGCUCUGAGAGAUUUAACUCUGGGAGACAUUACUGGGAAGUGGAGCUUAAGAACAAGACUAUGUGGCACCUGGGGGUUUGUGCUGAAUCAGAAAACAGGGAGAGGUACAAAAGUAUAGCACCUGAAGGUGGAUACUGGGCCAUAAGGUUGUGGAAUGGAGAAUACAAAGCCCUCUCCACUCCUCGGACAACAAUCACCUUGGAAAUGAAACCCACAAGGGUUGGGAUUUUUCUGGACUAUAAGGCAGGAGAGCUCUCAUUUUACAAUUUGUCUGAUGACUCCCAUAUCUACACUUUCAAAUAUAGCUUCCCUGGGACACUCCGGCCUUUCUUCAGUCCAGGUAUACAUGGAUCUAAAGAAGAUGCUCCCCUGACCAUCUUCCCAGUUACAGCCUACCAAACAGCUGAUCGGCAGGUGGCCGAUGGGUGCUGAGCACC